AUGGACCAUUAUAACUUGGUAUUUCUACAGCAAUUGGUGCCGUAUCUACAGAUCUGUCUUUCCGAGGGAAGUAAUGAUGCGGUGUCGCAUCUUAGACUGAAUUUCGAAAAGCACAAUAUAUCCAAUACUUUAUGGGACAACAGUAUCAUUAAGGCUAGACUUCUGAGUGCGAGGUUCCUUAUUACUGCUAAGGAUAGCUUGGAGACUCCCAAGACUUUACUGCCAAAGAGAUCUGACAUUGGUGAAGUCCACUCGAUUCUUUCUCCAUUCAAUCCUGAGUCAGAUAUCUAUCCCAAUGGGAUAAUUUCUGAAGGUUGGUUCGAAAAAUAUACCCAAAGGGUACCAUUUGCCUUUGUAGCAACUUUCUCACUCCCACCAGCUAGCGGUGAUCAGGAAUUUCCUGAAUUGGACCCCCUUGUACAAAAAAUUACCCUUCUUAGACAACAAUUCCAAGCUCAAAAUAUUCGAUUCGUGGUCAUAAUUAUUUCUUCAGGGAAUGAAGAAUUAAGAAUUCAACAUCUUAGACUGCAAACAGAGUUACCUCGGCUCACGGGACUCUUGUAUUUGGAAGAUGGCGACCAUUUGGAGCGUGACUCGGCCGUUCUUGUAUCCACACUUUUAUCCAAUCUUAGAACGGUGGCUACUGAAUUUUACGCAUCAAUUGAACACAAGGUAAAACAACGACAUCGGAAAUAUUAUUCAUACCCGGCUGCCAAUAAGACUAAUACAAAUAUAGAGCUAGCUCCAAUAUUCUUAGAGACUCGUAUUCUUAUCAAACAGGCAAUGUUGAUGCAACUAACUCAUCCUCAUAAUGUUGAAUCAAGUUUAAAGUUCCUUUUGUUGGCAUAUGAUAAUAUGAUUGAGUUAAUAAAAGGAUCUUUUGAAUAUCAAGAUAAGGUAGCUCUGUUACUUCCACAUGAUCAGAUUUUGUAUCGUCAAUUUUGUAAUCUAGUUGACAUACUUUCCUUCCAUAUUGUUAGAUGUUACUUUGCCAUGGAAGAUCCAGUUGCAGCAUUACGGAGACAUGAAAAUCAUAUAGUUAAAGUAUUGGGUCUUAAACCGGCCCGUGAGGUCAAUUGGGUCUCGAUUCAAUAUGAACUUUUGGCUGAACUUGCUCAAUUGGUUCCUCAAUCAAUUCGAUCUUCAUAUACCGAAACUAAAACAAUGAAUAAAAUAUCACUGAAGUAUGGCCGAUCAACUCUUUUCUAUGGUGGUAUUGAAUUCCAAGAGAAAAAUAUGGAUAUAAUGUCACAUCCGGGUCUUCUUUAUAUGAAGGCUGCUUCAUCUAUCGCUAUAGGCAAAGAUGUACAAGAGCUGACAAUGUCUAAUGGGGCCAAGGUGACAUUGUUGGAAAAGGCAGUAGAUUCAUUUGAAGAUAAUAGUUCAUACAAGGAAUAUGUGCGAUGGCUCAUUGCUGAAGAGUACCUUAAAUCUGGUGAUAUAAAUCUGGCUAUUACAAACUACAAGUUGUGUAAAGGAUUGCCGGAGUCAUUAAGACAUGGUGUUCUUUUAAGACUAUUUGAAUGUUAUCAACGAACAAAUGAUACUGAGGGAAUUAUAUCUACAGCCAUUAAAUUGACUUCAAUGGGGAAGAAUAUAUCCAUGUCAUACAUAUCGCCAUUGAAGGAAAUAAAAGGAUUAUCGGUAGAUACUACUGUGGAUCAUUUACUCAGAGUUACACCACUAUUGCUUAAUAAGACACUAAAGAAUAUUGAAACAUAUGCAUUUGAUGAAUGUGUUUCUCAAAUUGUACUUCAACCAGUGAUAGAUAUGGUUAACUUAAAUAAAUUACUUGGGGUUGAACUAAAGUUAAUCGUUAAUGAAAUCAAGGUACGUUAUUCAGGUUCAAUAUUCAAUGAUGUUACUUUGAAAAAUCCUAAGGAAGUUUUGAUAAACUCUGGACCAGUACAAGUUAUAAAACUUGUUGAUUCAACUGAUGGUAUAGCUACUGGAGAAAUUAAUAUACAGUUUGAUAAAUCCGAUCAAAUAGCGCUUCAGUUUUCUCAGAUAGCAAAGAAAGUUGGAUUAUUAUCGAUUGAAAGUAUCACUAUUGAUAGUAUGUUAAUUCUGGAAAAUAUCAAAAUUUCUUGCAAAGAAGUGAUCAUUUUCGAUGAAACUGAACGUUCAAUUUCUCAUCAUCAAGACUUUUACAAUUUUGUGGAAGGUGCUAAGACUUUAUCAGAAAGUUUCCACCAAUCCAUUCGUCUCAAUGGGUCUGCGACUCAUCAACUACAAAUUCUUCCGGUAAAGCCAGAAGUUUCGGUAUCUGUCUCCAAUCCACAAACCUCAAUAAUCAUUGGAGAAAUGGUUCAACUUCCAAUAAAAAUCGAUUUUAAAGAGAAAGAUGGAGUGGAUUAUAAUAAAUUAUCAAUUCUUUCAAAUCUUAAAAUAACGGGGUCAGGAGUAAGUUCACUUUCUACUAGAACACAUUGGGAGAAUCUUAAGGACGAUGCGCCAUUGAAUUUAACUAAUGUAGCCAAUGGCGAAGUUAAGAUUUUAAAUGUAAGCAUUCAGAACCCUCCAUCGAUUACCAACUUGGUGGGACAAUUGAACCUUAUGGUAGAACUCAGGUUGAUUGAACAAGAAGUGGAAGAAGGUAAAGAAGACGAAGAUCGGGAACAAUUGCAAAUUCCAUUAACAUCAUAUGAUUUGACUAGCUUUGGAUUUGAAGUAAUUAAAGUUCCAUUUGAAUGCAAUUACAAAAUCUCUCCUACAUAUAGAAGUGGUAAAGAUGUUGAUGAUAUGCCGAAUCCAUUUGUUCUUCAAAAUACCACCUCUGUAACAAUGCCAGUGGCUACAAGAGCUUGGUUAGGACAAGUGGAAAUUCCGUCAAAUGAUAUUGAAAUCGUUUCCGCUGAAAUGGCUGUUCGUUCGAUGAAUCCAGAAGUUCAAGUUAAACCAGUUAAAAGUUCUUGUCUAUCUGAUAAGAGAUUGGUUUCUGUAUUAUUCACCACUGCCAGUAAAUCUGGAUUUCUGCAUAGAAAUGUCAUUGUAUGUUCAAGAUGUACCAUCAAAUGGAAACGAUCAGGACUGCAGUCAGUUCACGAGUAUAAAACCAAAGAAUGGGACACUACACUCCCAUUAUCUGACCCAAGAGUUCUAUUAACCAUUGAACAAGAUGAUAAGAAGAAGAAUACAAGGUUGCGAUAUGUUUUAGAAAAUCCUACGGCAAGAAUUUUCUCCUUUACUACACAACUUGUUUAUGAGAGCCCCUGGGAAUUGAUUGAAGAAUUGCAAUUGACCCCCGUUGUGCAACCAGCAUUCCCCGUGUUACCGUUUACUCGACAUGUGCUAGACUACCAUUUCCAUAAUGAUACUCCAGAUGGAACUCCGAUGCCUUCACUUCGGGUAUAUGAUGUGAACUACAAAGUCAAUUUACCCACACUCACAAUCGAACAAUCUACAUAG
This is a messenger RNA of [Candida] anglica, 3408 nucleotides long. NCBI's taxonomy places the organism in Eukaryota, Fungi, Ascomycota, Pichiomycetes, Serinales, Debaryomycetaceae. The record is from the annotation of a GenBank genome assembly.